GAGAGAGAGAGAGAGAGAGAGAGAGAGAGAGAGAGAGAGAGGCAGAUGUGCGACAGCAGCUUUUCACUCCCGCAAGUUUGCUGCUCGGGGAUUCAUCUAUUUUAGGUUGACAGAGUACAUUUUCAUAGGAGGAGGAGAAGAAGAGAGUCUUUAAGAGGCACAGAGGAACAAAUAACCUGGAUUUGCGCUCACAUCAUCAUCAGCAUCCGAUGAGGGAUAUAAAGAAGACAAAUAAGAUCAUGGAAAUGUGUUAUAAAGGGCUGCCAGGACGACCGGAGAAAUUCAUACUCCUCAUCUUUUACCUCCAACUGUGGUACGGGCCAAUAGCUGAAGCGAUUCACCCGGACUGCGCCAUCAUCUCAGAGCACCUGAGGGCUCGGGAGAUUUGUAGCCAGACGAGGAGAAGCGAAGCGCAAAACCAGACCGAGCACAGCGGAUGUAAAACAGAGUGGGACGAUAUCGGAUGCUGGCUGAGAGCUGAAAUCGGGCAAGUGGUCAACGUAUCCUGCUCUGAAGUCUUCCAGCAUUUCUCCAGCAACCAAGGGUUUGUUUACAGGAACUGUACUGCUGACGGCUGGUCAGAAAUGUAUCCACCCUACGAGGAGGCCUGUGCAUUCAGUGAUGACAGCGAGCCUGAAUCUGAGACGAGUUACCUCUCCACAUUCAGACAGGUUUACACUGUGGGCUAUGCCACCUCGCUCAUCUCCCUCAUUACGGCCAUUGUGGUGUUCACAGCCUUCAGAAAGUUCCGCUGCACCAGAAACUACAUCCACAUCAACCUGUUCUCCUCCUUCGUCCUGAGAGCCAGCGCCGUUUUCAUCAAAGACACUGUGCUGUUUGCUGAUGAAACCCUGGACCACUGCUCCGUGUCCACGACGGCGUGCAAGUCAGCCGUGGCUUUCUUCCAGUUCAGCAUCCUGGCCAAUUACUUUUGGUUGCUGGUGGAGGGCAUGUAUCUGCAGACCCUGCUGGCCCUGACCUUCGUCUCUCAGAGGAAAUACUUCUGGUGGUACAUCUUGAUUGGAUGGGGGCUCCCAUCAACAGUUCUUAUACUUUGGGUGUUGACCAGAUUCUUCUUUGAUAACAAAGGUUGCUGGGAUGACACGGACAAAGUUGGUAUUUGGUGGAUUAUUAAAGGACCAAUAACAGCCUCGCUACUGGUCAACAUAGUCAUCUUCAUCAACGUGAUCCGGAUUCUGGUUCAAAAGCUUAAAUCUUCAGCUAUGGCCGGAAACAAUGACACAGGACAUUUUAUGAGGCUGGCUAAAUCCACCCUGUUCCUUAUCCCUCUGUUUGGGAUGCACUACACAGUAUUUGCCUUCCUGCCUGAGAACACUGGAGUGGCAGCCAGAUUGUACAUCGAGCUGGGACUGGGAUCCUUUCAGGGUUUUGUUGUGGCACUGCUUUACUGUUUCAUGAAUGGCGAGGUAAGUGAAUGGAUUCCUGAACUGUACGCGCGUGGCGUACAGUACGUGACUUUAUCAAAAGCAAUUUCUGUAUCCCGUACAGCUCUGCAUGCAUGUGCUUGUCUGCAGGUCCAAACAGAGCUGCGGAGGUGGCUGUGGAAGUGUCACAAUCAAAAUCAUCUCACCCCAGCUAAGCAAAGUAUUACCCAGAUCACAAUUCGAGCCCGCGGAGGGCUCGGGAGGCCUCCUUCUAGCGGCAACAUCUCUUCAGUAUGACUUUAAGAGACCGUCCAUGAGAGAAAAGUUGUUGUGAGAAUGUCAAACAAAGUAUCAGAGGCAGUCCUCAAAGCUCAGCCUGCUGAUGACAUUAAUUCAACAACCCCUCUGACAGAAGGCGGCCAUAAUGAACGCUGGUGAGUGAUUGAGGAAAUGAUGUGCCAGGAUGCAUUAUAUCAGUGUCAACAGCCGCUACGACCCUGACAGCACACGUUUCUGAGCUUAAUCAGUGCGGCCCGCCUUCUAUAAUUGUUGCAACCAAAAAAUACUAUAAAGUAAAAGAACACUGGUGCUUGAUUUCUAAGUCAUGGUGACAUUGGAAAGAUGAGACCACAGUGGAGACAGAGCUCACCAUGAGCUCGUAGAAGGAUGAUCUCACAUGGUUGUGUGUACAGUUUGGACUGCACGAGCACAAAAAUUAGCAAAUGUUGAGGGAUUAUGUAGACACAGCUGAGGAAACAGUGGAUGUUUAAACUUGGCUAAAUUGUGUGAAACAAGCUUGACUUGUUUAAACGUUUUGUGCUGCACUGAACAGAAGCAGUUGGAAAUAUAUGCAGGACUGAUCUGGACUGAAUGUGCUAAUGGAUUCCUGUGUAGCAAAUUCCCCUGCUGUUUGACAGAAUUUUUCAAUCAUGAAGAUCCAGAAGGGCCUAUAAGCGAAUGUAUUAAAUGUUGUGUGUUUGCUUGUGUGUGUGUGUGAGGCUGCCACAUAUUGGUACGUCAUUUCUUGAAGGACUUCUUAUUUUGAGGAAUCGUCUGCUUUGAUGAGCCAUCUUUGAAAACACAUUUGUGAAAAUGUAUACACUUGUAUUUUCUUCAUCUGUCAGUUUUCAUGUUGUUAUCAGAUGUGAUGAUCCUAAUUUCUUGGCACAUUUGUUGCACUAUAUGGAGAUACCAAAUUGAUCGAUAUGUGUCAAUGCGACACGGCGCCAAGCAUUUAAAUGGUAAAAUGGCAUCAAAAUGGUACUGUAUGACUGACACAGUGGUAGUGUCUGAAGAUACACUAUGUGUUUAUAUCCGAUGUUUUUAAAGCUCAACAUUUCACCCAUAUACAAGUUGCCCAGAUUUUGAUUAUGGAGGAAAAGUCAGAUCUGUGCUUUUUUUUGUUAUUUAUUUUUUUAUAGACCAUAAAUAACGCAUUGUAGGAACUGAACCAUUAAGCACUUUGACUGUCAUAUUAUGAUUUAAUGUUGCACUUUAUAAUGCAUUGGAUAAACUGUAUUUUCAUUGUUGUUGGGCCUGUGUAGGGAAAAGGCACAGUAAUAAAUGUGGUUUGAGAGGUA
Dicentrarchus labrax (European seabass) is the source of this 2965-nucleotide messenger RNA. Its product is annotated as pituitary adenylate cyclase-activating polypeptide type I receptor. The transcript has 12 exons. NCBI's taxonomy places the organism in Eukaryota, Metazoa, Chordata, Actinopteri, Moronidae. The record is from RefSeq and is a predicted model, not a curated record. Bases 210 to 1682 code for a protein of 490 amino acids. Gene Ontology annotation, biological process: adenylate cyclase-modulating G protein-coupled receptor signaling pathway; cell surface receptor signaling pathway. Gene Ontology annotation, cellular component: plasma membrane. Gene Ontology annotation, molecular function: peptide hormone binding; G protein-coupled peptide receptor activity; vasoactive intestinal polypeptide receptor activity.